CUCAGGAGACACACACACACAUACACACACACUCACUAUGCCGGAGUGUUUGAAGCCGCGAUGGGAGUUAACACAUCCAAGUUUGUAGAGUUCCUGUUUCCAGUGUCGUUGCACUAAACAAAGACUCUGGCUCUCUUCUGGUUUUUUCUCCAUCCGAGGGGCUUGUCUGCAUUUUUGUCCGAGGCGUCUCUCUCACAGGAUGUUGAUGAUAUUGGAAAGCCGGGGUGAGAUCCUAAAGUCACUUCUCCUCUGACGAGAACCACCUCCUCUUCUCCACCACACAAAGGGAAACACGGAGCAAGUACUUUCCCCAACGCGCCAUCAUUUUCUUUUUUAUAUUACUGUUGUUGUUAGUGUUAUUUUGAAUGUCAUUCAGAAGCAGAGGGGGCUGUUUCAAAGACACGAUGGAUCACUUUGCUGCAGAGUGCCUUGUUUCCAUGUCCAGCCGUGCAAUCGUUCACGCUCCUAAAGGGAAUAGGGAGAUGAAACCAGAGAGCCCGUCCUCCUCCUCCAGGAGCGGGGAGGAGAUGAAGGAGCCCCUGGUGAGAGACAACUCCUCUCUGUUCGUGGUGGCGCGGAUCCUGGCGGAUUUUAACCAGCAGCAGACUCCCGGCAAUGUUGCCGAGCAGGCAAAAAUAAAGGAUGAGAGCAUGCCGAAGCUGCUAGAUGAGGAUGAUGAUGAUGAUGGUGGUGGUGCCGAUGAUGGAAACUCUGCCACACCUACCACCAUCUCCGAUCCUUCGCUCAAACAAAGAGGCAAGAGAUCGAGAGGUCGAGCAGAGCAGGAGUCCCCCCAGAAAAAGCACAAAUGCUCCUAUUCAGGUUGUGAAAAAGUUUAUGGCAAAUCCUCCCACCUCAAAGCUCAUCUAAGGACACACACAGGAGAACGACCUUUCCCUUGUACCUGGCCAGACUGCAGUAAGAAGUUUGCUCGCUCCGACGAGCUGGCCCGUCAUUACCGCACCCACACGGGGGAGAAAAAGUUUGGGUGCCCACUCUGUGACAAGCGCUUCAUGCGCAGCGACCACCUGAUGAAGCACGCCCGGCGCCACUCAGAGUUCCAACCCGGCAUGCUGAAGAGGCCCCAUGGCGGCAGCGGCGGCAGCAGCAGCAUGCGCCCCAGCUCCCUCAGCGACUACAGCCGCUCAGAUGCCUCCAGCCCCACCCUCAGCCCCACCCUCAGCCCAGCCAACUCGCCUUAAACUGAAAACCAGUCGCACUUUCCGCCUCUAACCUGCGAGGCCUGUGUUUUCAUCAUAACACUUGUGUUGCACAGUUGUCAGCAACCCCCCCCCCCCUCCUUUGCUAUUCCUGCGCUUGCUGUGGUGUACCAUACUGUACAUAACUGCUUAUUGUAGUGCAAUUACUUGUGUGAUCCUAAAAGAAGGUAAAGCCUUUCCCAGAUGGCAAUAUUUACAUUCUGUACCAUAUGUCUGUAUUUUUUUAGCUUCUAAUGACGGCUAGUUGUCCAAUAUACGUUCGCAGUCGGCUAAACAAAAACACAGACGCCCUGACAAGUCUUAUCAUGUUUGAUUUGUUUUGUUUUUUAAACCGGUGAGGAGAAGGGGUUUACACACACCUCAGGAUCGAAGACAGUUACUUUUUCUGGAAUACCACAGUACUGAACAGUACUCACAUUGACUGCACAAUAUACUCAUCACUUUACUCUGAAAUUCAACAGGGGUUGGAUUUUACGCCCUGCUCAGGGAUGGCCUUGUUAGCUUGAAAGAAUGAACACAGUAAAGAGAAUCCUACAGUACAUAUAUUGCAGCCUUACACUCAACACAAUUUGCACUCUAUGGUUUUAUUUUACUUUUUUACUUUUUAUCUGUUUUCACAUCCAAGGAAACUAGCCCUAUGGUCAUACGGUCAAUCAUACACAAAGCUCAUGCUCUGGACUCACGUGUGUUCUGGGGAUUCAUAUGUGAUGUAAAUGCCGUGUAUCAAGAAAUCAAUAUCUCCAUACCCUCACCUCAGUAAACACAUCUGUCCACAGUCAGUUGCCGUGACACUGGGUUAAACAUGUUUUUAGUGUGCACUGUACCAGCGUGUACUGUGUAAAUCUGCAGAGUGGGAGGACUGGGAUUAGAGUGAGUGAACAAUUUUUAUACAUGCACUCAGUUGAAGAAACCUUUAAAUAGACACAGUUAAGUUUCAAAGCAGCUGUUCAUAUACGUCUUUUUCAAGCAAAAGUGCUGUAUCAUCAGCCAGUAUUUCACACAAAAUGGUCACAGAGUGAUUGUGGUUGAAACAAUAUUUAUCCCUCUCUCAAGCACAUAGGAAAAAGUACCAAAGACAAGAGUGAAAGAAAGCUUUCUACUCGGUCUUGUGAGCCGCCCUUCAUCGAGGCUUGGGGCUGGUGGUUGGCAGUAUCACAGGUAGAACCAGACAGCCUGCUCGCUUCCCUCCUCCUGGCUCUGACUUUUUUGCGGCCUCCCCGAAGAAAAGAGCUGCAUCCCACAAGAAGCUAUUCACAACCCGCAGGAGGAGUGUGAUCAUGCCAUUAUUCAGGGAGUCCCUCCUUCACUCAUCUGGCUCUACCUGUCCUGUCAGGGAGCGGAGAGGCUGCACGCCUGCCAAAUUGCAUAAGUGCGCCUAAGUAGGAGGUCAAAUGUAGGCCGGAGUAGUUGGGCCGAGCCGGGCCUGGCUGCAACACAGUGGAGCUUAGAAGAAACAAAGCAGCUAUCUGCAGUAGCCAGACAAGAGAGGGCAGGUCCUGAAAAUAGAGGAGAGGUUUAUCAUGAGCUGAGCAGCACUGAGGAGGAGACACCCAGUUGCAGACAACCCCAUCUCCUCCUCCUGCGACUCCCUUCCUCCUCCAACUGUAGGAGAUGUGAGUGGAAAAAUGGCUGUAAUUAGUGGUUUGAUCCGACCUGUGAGAUAAGAGUAGAAAGAGAAGAAUAUGAACAACGGGGCUACCGAAACAAUGCCGACAGUGUGGGUAGGAUGUACCCAACUCCAUCCUAAGCACAGGUAGAAAUCCUCCGGUGCUCCUGAGGAGUCACAUUUCACGAUGCCAAGAAAACGAUGCGACAAAUUCCCAACAGUUAAACCGAAGCCGUCAAACAGCUGCUUUCAAACUUCUCUCUUUAGCAACAAGGGGGCUUUUAAACUGUUGAAAAAACAUCUGAACCAAAAUGAACAUAUCAGCAAAGUGCAGCGUUCGCCAGUCUCACGUUGUCCUGCCUGUGAAGCUCAGAUGUGUCCGUGAGAAAGCUCACUUGUGUUUUCUAGACGGACAUGCCUCAAUAAGUCGGGCAAAAGGCACAGUAAACCUUCCAUGCAAACAGGCACCACUAUCAAAACGGCUGCAGCCCAGCCAGUCUGUGUUAUGCCUACAUUUUCUUUUAAUGCUUCAGCACUAUGGUCGUUCGCUUCAUCUUCCCAUCUCAGCCCCUCACCCCUGUGGUCCGCUGUGUGCAUGUUAACAACUUAACCCUGAAAGCGUGGAGGGUCUUUCUUGAGGCGGUGUGGCAGGUGUAAGCUAAUGAAUGGCAGGCCUUGUCCCUCACUCGCCAUAGCGGCCAUCUCUCUUUAGAGUCGUAAAGAAUCCGCUCUGUCACAUCCUCCAGAAGGAAAAACCAACCCUUAUUUUGACCGAAUGCAGUAGUUUACUCAAACACACCACAUGUUAGAGAAAGAAAACUCUGUGAGAUGUUAAACAAGGUUCCAGGCGGCAGGAUGACACUUUGAAUGCCACUAAUCAGUCGCUUCCUGUGAGGGAAGCACCGAGAGGGUUUUUACUUUUCACCAUUUCUGAAAACAAAACAAAAAUGACCUCGGAUUUUAACAAACACUUCCUUCUAAUUGCUGUUGAGCAGCUUUUGGUGGUGUCUACCCAUGGCUUUUGUUUUAUUACUGUCAAUUUUUGACUUGAUUUGUAGUAUAACAUUGUCUUUGCGAAAAAAAAUAACAAACAAACAAACGUCUGAGUGGCUCACCCUUAAGCAGGUUUCAUGAAUCACUUCUUAAUCCAUACUCCGCACAUUUACCUCAGGGUCGACAUCCGCAGAGCAGACCGGGACAGUUUGCAGAUUUUGUCGUAACAUCCUUGGCUGCACAGAAAUGUCUCCGCCGGCCUUCCGCAGUGUUCCUGGGGUUCCCAGUGCUCACUGCUGGUCAGUGUCCGACCACACUGGAAUCACAGGAACGCCGCUUUACGGGCCCAGCUCCUGCCUGAUAUGUCUGCAUAACAUUCAACAGUCCUGCUAUAUGUCUCUUUAAGCACCGGGCAACGAUGAUGAACUGCUCCUUUAAAGACCUUUGACCAUUAGCGCCGGUGGACGUUCUGUACAGUAUGCAGCCCGAAGCUCAUACCAUGAGAAAAUAAACUGACUGCGACAGUGUAGACAUCCAUCCAUCCAUCCACCAAUCCAUCCAUCCAUCCAUACUGCACCAGUGACAUACAGGCCUCCACAGGCAGGGUGUCUCAUUGCUUUUAUUCUCACUGUACCAAAUCUACUUGAAUAACACAACACAAAAGGCCAUUGAACACAGUUUUGUACAUGUCCGUUUUUACUGUACUCGCAUAUGUUGUCAAAUAAUUCAUAACCUCUCUGCAGAAAGGUUUAUAGAGUAGUAUGUUCCUUUUUUGAUGAUUUUCUUUUGUGAUGAUUUUCCAUUGUCUUCAGGUCAUUUCAGCGAUUCCUCUAACUUUAUCACAGCAUUAAGGUGGACUGUUUUGUCGGGCUGUAACGGCAGGAUAUUUUUUUGAAUACAGAAACACAACUUAAACCCCAUUUAACUGGGGUUCACCCCUUUAACCAGAUACACUUACUACUCUGUUGAUGUCAGGAUGCAGGUCGUUCCAGGGAGCCUGUUAUCCAAAGUUCCUCCAUGUUGGAAACUGAGAGGGUCGUUGGGGGGAGUGAUUGGGGUCACAAUGAGAAACGGAAACUUCCUGACCUCUAUGUACGUUGAUUUCCGCUGUGGUGACUUUUUCCUUGAUUACUUAGAUUCUUUUUUAGGUUUUCCAUAAGAAUAGAGAGACCACAGCAUUGUGAGUUAGCAAUGUAGUCACGAUUGUGUAUUAUUAUUAUUAUAAUUUUUUGUCUCAUGUAAGAAGUUUUAAGCUUGUAUGUUUUUCAAAAAUCAUACCUCUCGAAAUAUGUACCUUCAUAUCUUUUCAAAGCAUCCAUCAUGUAGCUUAUAUUUGCUUGAUGAGCAGCACAAUUGACUGGUGGUUUUAUUUGUCCCUACUUGAAUAAGAAAGGAAAGAGAGACUUCUUUUGUAAACAAAAAAACAAACAACAACAAAAAACACUGGGCUACAUUUUAUAUAAUCAUCCCAUGUUGUCAGGGUCCUGCACAUCCUUGUAGAUUCAAUAAGAAAUCUUCCUUGGAAAAAGUAUAACUAUGGUUUUUUAAUAUUUUUUUUUAACAGAAAUAUUUACACCAUCCCUUCCCUACUGAGCUCCACAACUAUGUCUCGGUCUGAAUAUUUACUGUGACUGGGAUGAUGUCAACUGUAUUGGUAUGAAACUCAAUUUCAGCAUUUGUUUUAAUCCAUCUUUAUGAUUGUAAUUGUAAUCCCAGUAAGACUACAGAUUUCAACAUCUGUCAAAAACAAUUUUAAACGCUGACAAAGUGGAAAUGUGAGGUUUCUACAAAAUGUUAACGCCGUUUUCUUCUAAAUGUAAAAAUAAAAUACAUUAAAAGAGAA
Platichthys flesus (European flounder) is the source of this 5662-nucleotide messenger RNA. It is a transcript of the gene klf13, whose product is annotated as Kruppel like factor 13. The coding region runs from base 366 to 1202 and encodes 278 amino acids. Gene Ontology annotation, molecular function: DNA-binding transcription factor activity, RNA polymerase II-specific; RNA polymerase II cis-regulatory region sequence-specific DNA binding. Lineage: Eukaryota; Metazoa; Chordata; Actinopteri; Pleuronectiformes; Pleuronectidae. Gene Ontology annotation, biological process: regulation of transcription by RNA polymerase II. The transcript has 2 exons. The record is from RefSeq and is a predicted model, not a curated record.